This is a messenger RNA of Perca flavescens (yellow perch), 2435 nucleotides long. RefSeq names its product aspartate beta-hydroxylase domain containing 2 (gene asphd2). The record is from RefSeq and is a predicted model, not a curated record. The transcript has 3 exons. Bases 35 to 1144 code for a protein of 369 amino acids. Gene Ontology annotation, cellular component: membrane. Lineage: Eukaryota; Metazoa; Chordata; Actinopteri; Perciformes; Percidae.
ACCGUCAGAUUCAGCAAUCCAGGAACGAGCCAAGAUGGAGUGGUCACUGGACAAUGUGAGGGAGAUGGUGGCUGGAGGGAUGCAGUCUAUAAGGGAGUGUGAGAUCUGUGCUUUCGCCAUAGCCAUGUGUGUGCUGCUGCUGUUUAUGUGGUAUUGUUACAGGGUGGGCCGGGAGCAUGGCUCCAGCCCUCUGCGUGGGAGGUAUCUGGCUGGGCCCAGCCGAAUUGGAGGGGUGGUGGGGGGCUUCAUGAGCUCAGACUGCCGCGGCCGGGGGAAAGGAAAGCCUGGAUCAAUGCUCGAAGAGCAGAACGGCUUCGCUUUCUGCCAGUCGUCGGAGUGCUUCCGAUGUACCAGUGCCGGAGAGAGUCUGAACCAGAGGCUCUACCACAGCCUGCAGGAUUACGCCAAGCGCUACACCUGGUCAGGUAUGGGCAGGGUGCAUAAAGGAGUCCGUGAUCAAGGCCGAUACCUUAACAGCAGACCAACCAUCCAGCGGCCAGAGGUCUUCUUCCUCCCAGACCUACCGUCAGCCCCUUUCUUCUCCAGAGAAGUACAGAGACACGACGUGGAGCUACUGGAGCAGAGCUUCCCCGCCCUUCUGGCCGAGUUCGAGAGCAUCUACCACCAACCUCCAGCACGCAGCGGCUCCUCCCUGCCGCCGGGGUGGAAAGCCAACAACACUCCUCGCGGGCAGUGGUGGACCUACUACCUGGUAAACCAAGGCACCCCUCUGGUUCUCAAUGUCAGGAGGUGUCCACGGGCCUGGAGGGUGCUGGGCCAGCUGCGCACCUUCAUCGCCAACAACGUGUUCGGAAACGCCUGCUUCUCUGUGCUGUCGCCUGGAGCUCUGAUCACUGAGCAUUACGGUCCGACAAAUGUCAGACUGCGCUGCCACCUGGGUCUCAGAGUGCCCCCUUCCUGUGAGCUUGUAGUUGGUGGAGAGCCACAGUGCUGGUCUGAGGGCAGCUGUCUGCUUUUUGAUGACUCCUUCCUCCACCGGGCUUUCCACGAGGGCGGCGCAGAGGACGGCCCCAGGGUGGUCUUCAUGGUGGACCUCUGGCACCCCAACGUGGCCGCUGCUGAGAGACAAGCCUUGGACUACAUUUUUACUCCAGGCCGCUUAGAGGACAAGGAAGGGAAAUAGGUGUGAGUGAGAAACCAUGUCUGACAGAGAGACAGAUGGCGUUUAGGGAAGUGUCUGUAGGAUUGGGGAGCAACUCUUUUUCUGCUUUCAGACCAGCUCACACAUUCACUGUGUACAUAUUCUCCGGCUUAUACAGUAUCUCUCAUAACUCUUCUUAGCAGAUGACCAAACAUUGGGCCUCUUUUAUCAAUCAUGUUCGUGUUUCAGCCUGUAUAGUUGUGUAAAGGACAGCCACGCUUCAAAGUACCACCUUAAAUUCUCCAAAACUUAGUCGGGGCACGAUUGUUCAUGCAGCCAUUUCAUUUUUAUUAAUGCGUAUUAACACCAUGGCAGGGACAUUUCAGCUUAUUUGUUGUUUUAUUUUGAAUCUUUGAAUGUUCUUUGCAUUAAAGAUGAACAAAUGAGUGACUAAACUGUCAAGCAGUUCCCAUCAAAUAUGUUUUUUUCACAUUUUCCUCUAACUUUGGGCCAAUUCUGAUCUAUCUAUCUAUCUAUCUAUCUAUCUAAGAUUCUAUCUACAGUUUAUAUACAUUUUUUUUUUGGUUGCUGCUUGAAACAAUUGAGCAGAUAUGAUUAAUGUUUUUUGGCGAGCCAAACAAUAACGUGUCACCCUCUUGCUGUUAUGCUUCACAGCAUGUAUGUGUCCAUAGGCUAACCUAUUCUAUUAGCGGUACAUGAACUGGAGUCAAUGAGCAUUUAUGGGCCCCAUAAGCUUCCUAACAGUUCCAAAAGAUUUUGUGUCAAGUAUCGGUGGUAUUACUGUACACUAACUCAACUUAAUCAUUUUAAACUUACCUUAACACCUACAUACAUUUUUGCAAGGGCUAAACAAUUUAAUCAUUCAACUUCUUUUUUUAAUAUUACUCAACAUAUAUACGGUCACACUUGAAUUGUUGAUUCAAACCGAAACACGAUUUUAAGUGGGUUUGCACAUUUUUCAUUUCUGAAACACCCACUUACAAAUGUGGCACCCACUUUGGACAGUUUGAAUUGUCAUUGAUGAGUGGUAAAUCUCAUGCUUGCAGAAUUGUGACAUAUGUUCAGUGAUUGUAGUGCUUAUUUGCAUCAAAUCAUAGCUAAAGUCAAGCUAAAGCUAAGGGAUAGUUGCUACAAUGCAUUAGGCCUAUACUGUUCAAAAGGUUGUCAUAAACAUAUUAGACCAGAUAAGUGUAGCUGCAUAUAUUGGCUUUACUAAUACUGAUUAUAGUAUUACUAUAGUGCGCCAUGAGGAAUUCUAAGUAAUGACAACAAAACUGUCGGUGCGUCCACACGAUACAAGCCUUCCGUGAUC